This is a messenger RNA of Rhincodon typus (whale shark), 1478 nucleotides long. It is a transcript of the gene c10h1orf52, whose product is annotated as chromosome 10 C1orf52 homolog. The transcript has 3 exons. Bases 72 to 755 code for a protein of 227 amino acids. The record is from RefSeq and is a predicted model, not a curated record. NCBI's taxonomy places the organism in Eukaryota, Metazoa, Chordata, Chondrichthyes, Orectolobiformes, Rhincodontidae.
GUGUGGGAGGUGGAGUCCGUCACAUUGAGCGGGUUCACUCGCUGCCUCCUUGGCGGCCGGUGCCGGUGGCUAUGGCGGACCGGGACCCUCUCUCCUAUUUCGCCGCUUACGGGAGUUCGGGGUCGGAGAGCGAGUCGGAGCCGGAGCUUGAGUCGGGUCCGAGGACGGGGGCAGGGCCAGCGGGUGUGGGUGUCCCGGAGCCGGGCGGUGGCGGUGACUGUGAUCAGGCCCAGGCCCAGGCCCAGGCCCAGGCCCAGGCCCAGGCCCAGGCCCCGGGCUCGCAGGCCGCCCUGCCCCGGCCGGACGAGCUGUUCAGCAGCGUCUCCAGACCCAGUUUCCUGGGCAGACCGACGAGCGGCCUCAUCAACUGGGAAAAGCGGGUAGUGAGGGCCCCGGAGGAGCCGCCAAAAGAGUUCAAGGUCUGGAAAACAAAUGCUGUGCCUCCACCAGACACAUAUGCAGUGGAAGAGAAAAAACCACCAUCGGGUGUGGACAUGGCAGUUAAGUGGUCAUGCAUGUAUCAGGACAAUGGUGAGGAUGCUCCACAACGCAGAGCCACCUUGCUUCCAGAAGAGCCCGAAAUCUCCGACUCAGAUGAAGAAGAUGGGAAUGACUUGUCUGCAAAGAAACGCAAGAUUGAAACGUUUCAGCAGAAGGAAAAACGUAAGCGAAAUCAGGGACAAGCGAACAGGGAGAAAAGUUUUGUUGAAGAGGAAAAGCGCAUUCUCAGGCAGGAGUUUUCCUUAAAAGAUUGAAGGCAAGGUUAACUGGACAAGUCCCUUCCCUUCUCCAUGGAGUUUACCUUAUUCAGCCUGAAGACAAGCACUCUGGAUUAAAAAUGCAGGAGCAAAACUGAUCACGAUUGCUGUGUGGAUUGUGCAGUGGGAAAUUCUUCAAACUAAAACUUAAUAUAUUGUUCACUCGUCCUUUUCAAAUAAACAGGAGUCGAACUUUUGCAGAGUGCCAACAGAAAGCAGCAGGACAAUGGUUUAGAAGUGCUGACCUUUCAGUGUGGACUUGACACAACUUUUUUUAAACUGAGAAAGAACCUUAGGUUGGCACUUGGACGUGAUGCAGCUGGUGUUGAUUUACGUAGAAACUUUGCCAGUGUUCCAGUUUGGCUUGUGUAGCAGUCAAACUGGUGUCUGUACAGAUGACUCAAGUACUGUGAAGCAGGUUUAGUUUGUUCCCAAUUAGAGAUAUUUGUUACAACGCCCCUAACGACAGAACACAAUGUAAAAUAUCUUAGCACAGCCUACACAGACUUGUCCUCUACUUGUUCUAGUAUCGUCUUGAUGUUCUAGUAUUCAGUCACAUUUGGCAUUGAAAGUCACAGGUUUGUGGUUACAGGUGAACCCUGUCCUGAAUGGGAUGAUGUGGCCAAGGGUGUAUGUGAUGUAUACAGUGAAGACAGACUCGAACUGGAUUUCAUUAAUGUAAAAUAGUCACUAAUAAACCCAAUGGGGAAUUCAGGAGAA